Molecule: messenger RNA, 690 nt
Organism: Cooperia oncophora
Lineage: Eukaryota; Metazoa; Nematoda; Chromadorea; Rhabditida; Trichostrongylidae
Source: the annotation of a GenBank genome assembly
AUGACUGGUGACCAGAUUCUCGCUGUUAACGGUCAAGAUGUCGCAAAUUCAAUGCAAGAAGAUGUCGCAGCCAUGCUGAAAACGUGUGUUGGACGAGUUUGCUUGAAGGUAGGACGAUGGAAAAUCACGGAAACAGCAAAUCGAGUGCAUGCGGCUGCUGAGGCGCUUGCCCGAUCCCAAACUACCCCACGGACCGAUGAGACCCGGCCUUCAGUGUCAUCCGAACGACGAGACGUGCCACCGCCGGCUCCUCCUCUUCGCCCAAUCAUCACCCAUACUUCUCCAGAAGGAGAAGCUGUUGCCGAAGCGGAUGUGCAUUUGUCUCCUGUCACUGAAGAGCCAAGCAGCGGUACCGAUCAGCCAAGUCUUCAAGACGAAGAACGACCUGUUGUGCAAGGCAUAGAACUUUUAACCGAGUUGAAAGAAGAAGGAAGCGAAACUUUGUUACUCGAGUUGAAAAAGAUUCCCGAUCAACAGCUUGGAAUGGGUAUUGGAAAACGAUCCCGUGGAAUUCUCGUUACCUCUCUUCAGCCUGGUUCAGCAGCCGCUGAGAAGUUGAAGGUCGGCGAUCGGAUAUUGGCCGUGAAUGCGUUGCCCGUGACCGAUCAGCUCUCUGCGGUGACGUUCGUCAAAGCAAGUGGUCCUCGGUUGUUUCUACAAAUUGCUCGACCGCGAACCCCUCCUCAAUGA